UAGGAACUGUCGUAGCAAGUCAACGUGCAGGUCGGACCGUAAUCACAGACACACCGGCACUUCGCAGAUUAGUGCAGAUUUACUGCAUGCUGGACAACAUAUCCAAUAAUGUUUUAAAGGAUUUCUAAGUCUAAAAUUUCGUAUUCCUUAAAAAAUAUCUUAGUAAUGGAGGAAGAUGAUGAAUGUCCGGAGUUAGUUCCCAUUAAGGAGAAUACCGGACCCACAGCUCAGAUACCUGUUACUAUCAUCACUGGAUACUUGGGUGCUGGAAAGACGACGCUUUUAAACUACAUAUUAACAGAGCAGCAUAAUAAACGUAUUGCCGUAAUACUCAAUGAAUUUGGUGAAGGCAGUGCUUUGGAGAAAUCUCUAGCUGUAAGUCAAGCUGGAGAGCUUUAUGAAGAGUGGCUGGAGCUGAGAAACGGCUGUCUCUGCUGUUCUGUAAAAGACAAUGGGUUAAAAGCCAUUGAAAAUCUAAUGGAAAAGAAAGGAAAAUUUGACUACAUUCUUCUUGAGACAACUGGUUUGGCAGAUCCAGGAGCUGUCGCAUCCAUGUUCUGGGUUGAUGCUGAAUUAGGAAGUGACGUUUACCUUGACGGUAUUGUUACUGUCAUUGAUGCUAAAUAUGGAAUGCAGCACAUAACAGAGGAGAAGCCAGACGGUCUGAUCAAUGAGGCUGCUAGGCAGAUAGCACUUGCUGAUCUGACCAUCAUCAAUAAGACCGAUCUGGUGCAUGAGGCUGAGCUGGGACAGCUCAGAGAUGCAGUGAGAUCAAUUAAUGGGCUUGCAAAAAUUUUGGAGACACAAAAAUCAAGGGUUGAUCUGUCUGAAGUGUUAGAUUUGCAUUCUUUUGACACCAAAGAUGGAGUAAGGCUCGCUGAAAAGAUGCAGCUGGUGAGAAAAAACCAACCACAUCUAGACAAGACUAUGCUGACGAUAACAUUUGAAGUACAAGGCAACGUUUCGGAGGAGCUAUUAAAUACAUUCAUUCAGAACCUUCUAUGGGAGAAGUCCUUUAAGAACAAAGCAGGCUUGUCAAUGAUCGUUAUUCGAUUAAAGGGGAUCAUUUCCCUUCAGGCGAAACAGAAGAAAGUAAUGUUGCAGGGAGUGCAUGAGCUUUAUGAAAUGGAUGACACUACAGAAUUAUGGGCAGAUCACGAACCAAGAAUCAACAGACUCAUCUUCAUAGGUCGAAAUCUUGAUGGGGAAAUUCUGAAGAAAGAGUUCAUGUCUGUUUUGUCAAAUAAACACAGCAUGGAUUAGAUGAUUCUUGGCUUAAAUUUUGUACAAUCUACUAGUCCAGGUACAAACAUAAUAUGACACACUGCAAUUUCCAUUUUGUUAAUGUCUGCUGCAUUUCAAAAAUUGAACCUGGUCCUGCAACACUUAUUGGUGCGUAUGUCAUAGUAGAUUAGGUUAGAAAAAAAAAACCGGGCACGGUUCUUCUACAUGUGAACGUUGAAAAUCCUUUAAGCAUCUGUAUUAAACCUCUGUUUAAAUCAGUAAAAGCUAUUUUCACAUUUCCACUGUUUUAUUGUAAUUUUUUAAAUGUAUUUUGAGAAAAACGAAAAAUCUACUUUUUGUAUUUUUGUCAUUAUUUACAGUAUUUUACAGAAUUUGUUUUUAGUAUUAUUUAGAGAAGUUGUAAAUAAUAUUUAUCUUAAUCCUAUGGCUGUAUUUAUCGCUGUAAAGUGAAUAAUCCAGUGAUCGUUAAAAUAAACAUAGUCUUGAUUUAUUAUUCUGCUAA
Molecule: messenger RNA, 1747 nt
Organism: Paramisgurnus dabryanus
Lineage: Eukaryota; Metazoa; Chordata; Actinopteri; Cypriniformes; Cobitidae
Gene: zng1a
Product: COBW domain containing
Cellular component (GO): cytoplasm
Source: RefSeq, a predicted model, not a curated record